Messenger RNA from Debaryomyces fabryi, 543 nucleotides. RefSeq lists its product as uncharacterized. Lineage: Eukaryota; Fungi; Ascomycota; Pichiomycetes; Serinales; Debaryomycetaceae. The coding region runs from base 1 to 543 and encodes 180 amino acids. The transcript has a single exon. The record is from RefSeq and is a predicted model, not a curated record.
AUGUGGCCGUUUACUUCGAAUAAUGGUAAGGAUACAUCCGAAAUUGCUAAAGAGCUCCCGGAGAGUCUUAGAGACUUUUUUAAAGAAAACAACCCAGAUUUGAAGCACGAAACGAUUUUCGAUGUUCCACCACAACAGAAGAGAGUCAAUGAAAUCCUACAUAAAUACCAGAAGGAUAAUGAAUAUUCGUAUGAGUUUGAUAAAUAUAAACGUAGAGAAACUCCUAAGAAAGUCACAUCUAUUAAUUGCGCCGAGUUGCAACAAAAAGUUAUAGAAUGUUUUAGAGGAUGGACAUUUACACUGACCAACCACUGCUCACAAGAAAUCAAGAAUAACACUUCCUGUAUCGAGAUCCAGAAUAACGCAUUGAAAAAGUUGUACUACGAUGAUUGCUAUAACGUAGAUCAAUGUACAAAGAUCAGAUUUGUUAUUGACAAAUUGUUUACGGAUAAUUUUGGUCAGUAUGGGGAGAAUAUGACUGAUGAGGGUAAACAAAAGUUUAAUGAAGAAAUUGAUAAAGCGUUCUAUAAGAUCUGGAAAUAA